Messenger RNA from Drosophila hydei, 1128 nucleotides. Its product is annotated as 28 kDa heat- and acid-stable phosphoprotein-like. The transcript is spliced from 2 exons. Gene Ontology annotation, molecular function: RNA binding. Gene Ontology annotation, cellular component: cytosol. The coding region runs from base 168 to 839 and encodes 223 amino acids. The record is from RefSeq and is a predicted model, not a curated record. Lineage: Eukaryota; Metazoa; Arthropoda; Insecta; Diptera; Drosophilidae.
UAAAUUCAGUCACAGAAAAUUUUCACUUAUGACUUUUGAUCAAAUCUUAAAUUGAAAUUUACGUUCAUUUGCAAAGAGUCGAAAUACAAAGACAACGAGGCACACAUAUCGGAACCUACCGCUGUUUAUAUACAUAAACUGAUAUACAGAACCAGCCGCAGGUCGUCAUGCCACGAGGAAAAUACGUUAACCACAAAGGCCGCAGUCGCCACUUCACAUCGCCCGAGGAACUGCAACAAGAGUCAGAGGAUGAAAGCGAACAAUCGACUGGCAGCGAUGAUGAAGAGGAGCAGAAAGGAGCCGCAGGCGCCGGUACAUCCAAACAGCCGGCUGCAUCAACUGGUGCAGCACGGAAACCAGCAAGGGCCGUUCAGCGACAAAAGCAGCAGCAGCAGCGGCAGCAGCGCAGCUCCUCCGAUGAAGAAUCGGAUGAUGAUGACAGCGAUGAUGAUUCGGAGGCGGAAGUGCGCGACGCCAAGAAGGGCGUGGCCGCACUUAUCGAAAUCGAGAAUCCCAACCGUGUGACCAAAAAGGCCACUCAAAAGCUCUCGCAAAUAAAGAUCGAUGAUGGAUCUAACAGUGCAGCUGGCGGUGUCAGUGGCAGCGGCUCAUCCUCAUCACACAAGCCGGAGCUCUCACGUCGCGAGCGUGAACAGAUUGAAAAGCAAAAGGCGCGACAGCGCUACGAGAAGCUCCAUGCUGCUGGCAAGACCACCGAGGCGAAGGCUGAUCUCGCCCGACUGGCUCUCAUCCGGCAGCAGCGUGAGGAGGCGGCUGCCAAGCGGGAGGCUGAGAAGAAAUCUGUAGCCGAUCUGUCCAAAAAGCCGCUCUCCAAAUAGUCUAGACGAUCCACUUGACAGCGGGUUUAUGGCAAUCGCAUUCAAAAACAAAAACAAAAAAUAGUUCGAAUUCGCAUUAACUAACAUUCAAAAACAAUUGUUGUACAAUUUCUAAAAACAUUUUAACAGCAACAAAUAAUAUCUACAUAUAUAAAAUGCAAUUGCACUACCUAACUUAUGAUGUCAUAUUCUCAAUGCUUGGUUUUCUCUCUUCUCCAGUUUAACGAUAACAAAAGUAUCCAACAUUUAGUUAAGUCUCAGCGCCCGAUAUCGAAUUUUUCUAUUAAAU